AUUCUUGAUCAAUUGCUUAUCCAUUAAGAAAAACUGCCUUUAACCGAUGGUUUAUUCAAAAAAAAGAAACUACCAAAACAGGUUCUAGUAAGAUAUAAAUGAUUUUACACAUUCUUAUUUUUCAUAAAUAAUGUCUUUGUUUUAAGAAAUUAUCAUUAAAAUAUUAUUAUAGAUGGGGAAAAUAAUACAAAAAUGUUAUUCAAAUAAAGAAAACAAAUCAUUGUUCAACUUAAAACAUUAUAAAGACUAAUAUAUACAAUUAAUCUUACAAAAAAGGCAAUUUUUUCAAAAAAUUACUCAUAUCUUAUAUUUUUUUCAAAAAUGACUAACAACACUUAAAAAAAGCAAAUCAUUCAACCUUUUUAUAAAUCUAUAUUUUUUUUAAUUAACCUUUAUUUUUUAAUAAUAUUUUUAAAAAAUAUUAACGACAAUUAAUUUAGGAGGUAAAAAAUACUAAGAAAUAUGAUAAAUACAUUAUUAAAGAAACAUGCGCCAAAAAAUAAAGGUUCUAUAAAAACAUUAAAAAUUGGUGGAAUUUUAAGCAAUUUAUUUUUUAUUUCAAUACGUUUAAUCUAUUAUUACGCAUCAACAACAAAAUAUACAUUUAUUUUUUAUUUUAUUUCAUGUUUUUUUUCCACAGCUUUAUCUUUUUUAUUAUGGUCUAUAGAUUCAUCUAAAUCUGAAAAAAAAUCUCUUUAUUCUUUUAAGAAUUUAAAUCGAAAAAGACUUGUUACAUAUAUGUUUUAUACCAUUUAUACCACAUGGGUUAUUUAUGUUUUUACUUCUAUUUUUACUGAUAAAGCAUGGUUUUUAUAUAUUAUUCCAUGCUUAUUAUUUUUAAAGCAUUUUUUAUCAGCAAUUAAAUUUUUUCUUCUAAAAAAACAAAUAAAAUUAGAGAAAGAAUCAAUUAAUAGAAAAGUCAAGUACAUUCAUUCUUUUUAAACCAAACAAAAACCAAUUCUACAUUCUCUUAUAAAACUAGGCUAUCUAAUCAUCAAUAUUUCUAAUAAUUUAGAAUCUUUGAUUCAUUUAUUAUUACUUUAAAUAUUUUAUCAUAAAAAUUAUAUCAAAUAUAAUAUCUUCUAAUUCUAUAGAUUUUAUUAAAAGGAAAUAUCUACAUUAUUGUUAUUAUUAUUAUAACAAUUUUAUUUCUUAAUUUCAUUAAAUCUUAUGAUUAUGAUUUAAGAUCAAACUGCAACUCCCAUAAAUUUUUAAUAGAAAAAUAUGAUAUAAAUAUACGUAUAAACCACUAUAAAAACA
Messenger RNA from Pneumocystis carinii B80, 1260 nucleotides. RefSeq lists its product as hypothetical. The record is from RefSeq and is a predicted model, not a curated record. The coding region runs from base 463 to 942 and encodes 159 amino acids. NCBI's taxonomy places the organism in Eukaryota, Fungi, Ascomycota, Pneumocystomycetes, Pneumocystales, Pneumocystaceae. The transcript is spliced from 3 exons.